GAAUAUUUCAAUGGCUUCAUUUCCGACUUUGUCGAAACUGCAGUGAUCUUUUUCCGGUCUCUUGUCGUAGUACACGCACGCCAAAAUGAAAGCCAAAGGCGAAUUGAAAGAAUUCGAGGUGAUCGGUCGUAAAUUACCGACCGAAAAGGAAAAAACUACUCCAUUGUAUAAAAUGAGAAUAUUUGCACCUGAUGCUAUUGUUGCGAAGUCCAGAUUUUGGUAUUUUCUGCGACAGUUGAAAAAAUUCAAAAAAUCCACAGGAGAAAUCGUCUCUCUUAAACAGAUUGCAGAAAAGACUCCAAUAAAAAUCAAGAAUUUUGGAAUUUGGUUGAGAUAUGAUUCAAGAUCUGGGACCCAUAACAUGUACAGGGAAUAUAGAGACCUUUCUGUUAGUGGUGCAGUAACACAAUGUUACAGAGACAUGGGAGCCCGUCAUCGUGCCCGUGCUCAUUCAAUUCAAAUUAUUAAAGUUGAAGUUGUAAAAGCUGCAAACUGUAGAAGACCUCAAGUUAAACAAUUCCAUGAUUCCAAAAUCAAAUUCCCACUACCAAAACGUAUUCAUCAUAGGAAUCGUAUGCCACUUUUCAGUGUCAGAAAACCACGUACCUACUUCCUUUAAAUAUUUUCAAGCAAAUGUUUUACACAUUGUCAUUGAAUAUAUUAUUGUAAAUCAAAUAAAGGAACAACAUUUGUUCUAACAUGAUA
Messenger RNA from Megachile rotundata (alfalfa leafcutting bee), 705 nucleotides. RefSeq names its product ribosomal protein L18A (gene RpL18A). Gene Ontology annotation, molecular function: structural constituent of ribosome. The record is from RefSeq and is a predicted model, not a curated record. Gene Ontology annotation, biological process: translation. NCBI's taxonomy places the organism in Eukaryota, Metazoa, Arthropoda, Insecta, Hymenoptera, Megachilidae. Gene Ontology annotation, cellular component: ribosome.